Molecule: messenger RNA, 2688 nt
Organism: Pseudonaja textilis
Lineage: Eukaryota; Metazoa; Chordata; Lepidosauria; Squamata; Elapidae
Product: sodium/nucleoside cotransporter 1
Biological process (GO): nucleoside transmembrane transport
Cellular component (GO): plasma membrane
Molecular function (GO): nucleoside:sodium symporter activity
Source: RefSeq, a predicted model, not a curated record
UUGGUUCUGAGGGUAAGCUGGGAAGAGUCUGAUUUUGCUGGAAGUUAUUUACCUGGAUAUGAGUAGGAUUAUUGUCAGCAUUGGGAAAAGAAUUAGACCCACUAAAGAGGGAUUAAGGAACAACUGGUUCCCCUAGACAAAGGAGCCAGACAACAAAACUGUGUGGUCUGGUUUGUGAUCUCCUGUAGAUGUGGAAGGAAAUACAGUGGAAAGAAUCACAGGGUGUUUUGUUGGUUGAGAAGGAAAGCUGCACAUUGUGAUAGCAAAGAUGCAACCAAUUGACCAUCUGGUGCAUUCAACUGAAAUAGGUAGUGUUGGGUCAUAGAUUAACUCAACAGGUUUGUGUCUCCUACAGAUCUUGGUGGCCCAUGGACAGAGGCACUCUACCUGGAACUGGGAUUAUAGGAUUGAAGCAGUGCUGGGGGGAGAGAGGUUGGGAAGGACGGGGGUAUGAGCAUGGCUGUUCUGACCACAGGAAGAUGCUCUGGGGUGCUACUUGCCAAGAUGACAGUGGAUCAUGUCUUCCAGAACAGACCAAGGUAACAGAUUCAGAACCCCAAGACAAUGGACGAAGUCAAGAUUUCACCUAAAAACAGCGACGAUGGCUUGGCAAACCCAGCAUUUGAGGCUACAGAAUCAGAGACAAAUGGAGUGAAGGAGGUCAAGAUUUCACCUAAAAAUGGAGAUAGGAUGGAAUCAGAGACAAACGGAAAGGAAGCAACAUCUCUUGAGUUUGGGGAAGAAAAUCCUGUGCAGGACAGUCGUUUCGGGAGCAGGUUCAAGAACGUGACUCAACCUUUCUCUAAAGUAAAGGGAUUUUGCAAGGCUCAUCGCGAAUUACUCCACAAGCUCUUCUUAGGCAUCUUAUGUGCAGGCUAUCUGGCCUACUUCAUUGCUGCUUGUUACCUGGACUACCAACGAGCCUUGGCACUGAUCAUUUUAACAAGCCUGGUCCUUGCUUUCCUGGUUUAUAGCUUCGUCAAAAAAAAUUGGGGAGCCAAGAUUAUCCAAAGGUUGAGACCCUGCAGGAAAUGCUGUCAGAAGGCCUGGCCGUGGUUGAAAUGGGUUUUGUGCGCCGUUCUUCUAAUUGCUUUGAUCACAUGGCUGGCUCUGGACAUGUCCCAAAGGAAAGAACAGCUGGUCUCACUGGGUGGCUUCUGUGUGCUCAUCUUCUUGUUAUUUCUCUUCUCCAAGCAUCACAUGGCGGUACCCUGGAGUGCUGUGUUAUGGGGCCUUGGUCUACAAUUUGCCCUUGGACUUUUCAUCAUCCGAACGGAACCUGGAUUUCAGGCUUUCCAAUGGAUGGGCAAUCAGAUUCAGGCAUUUCUCAACUACACGACGGCAGGAUCCAGUUUUGUCUUUGGAGAUAAACUGAUUCAAGAAAUUUUUGCCUUUCAGGUACUGCCUAUUAUUAUCUUCUUCAGUUGUGUGAUGUCCAUCCUCUACUACUUGGGAGUCAUGCAGUUUAUAAUCCUGAAGUUGUCCUGGCUCCUGCAAAUCACAAUGGGCACAGCGGCCACCGAAACUCUGAGCGUGGUGGGGAAUAUAUUUGUGGGGAUGACCGAAGCACCAUUGCUCAUCCGUCCCUACCUGGGGGAUAUGACACGCUCAGAAAUCCAUGCUGUGAUGACCGGUGGCUUUGCUACCAUUGCUGGUAGUGUGAUGGGCGCAUACAUUUCAUUUGGGAUCGAUGCCUCGUCUCUGAUGGCAGCUUCAGUAAUGGCGGCACCGUGUGCUUUAGCUAUGGCCAAACUUGUCUACCCAGAAGUGGAAAAAUCUCGAUUCCAAAGCCAGGAAGGCAUCAAAAUUGCCCGCGGGGAGGAAAAGAAUAUUCUGGAAGCUGCUGGUAAUGGAGCCUCUGUCUCUGUGGGGCUGGUGGCCAACGUUGCAGCCAACCUCAUUGCCUUCCUGGCUUUGCUGGCAUUCAUCAACGCUGCCCUCAGUUGGCUAGGAGGCAUGGUCAACGUGCCCCAACUCUCCUUCCAGCUGAUCUGCUCCUACGUCCUGAUGCCUUUAGCCUUCUUGUUAGGGGCCAGCUGGGAAGAAUCUUUUCUGGUUGCUGAGAUGCUGGGAGUCAAGUUCUUCUUGAAUGAAUUUGUGGCCUACCAGCAAUUGUCGACCUACAAAAAUAAUCGUCUGAUGGGUCUGCCCGAGUGGGAUGGUUCUCAAAAGCAGUGGAUUUCGCCCAGAGCUGAAACCAUUGUAACCUUUGCUCUGUGUGGAUUUGCCAACCAAAGCUCUAUUGGGAUCAUGCUGGGUGGCUUGACUUCGAUGGCACCGCAACGCAAGGGUGACUUUUCUAGCAUCGUUCUACGAGCUUUGCUCACCGGGUCCUGCGUCUCCUUAAUCAACGCAUGCCUUGCAGGAAUCCUUUACGUGCCCAGAGAAGUGCCAGACUGUUUAGACUUCUUUAGCAACACCACCAUCAACUCUACCAGCUACUUUCUGCAUGAAUGCUGUAAAAAUUUGUUCAGUUCUUUCUCCUUAGAUGGCACGUGGGAGAACCUACAUGCCAACACAACACAGCUCUAUCUCCAGAAAUGCUGCAGUUAUUAUAACUCCUCCGUAUGUCUCUGGCCUUAACCGAUGAAGAAUGAGAUGGUGGGGCAGAAGAGAACCAUUCGAUGAAUACGUAGAAGAUGAAUAAAGGAGGGAGGUGGCAGUUUUCAGGAUUGUGUGAGACCGUUU